Molecule: messenger RNA, 688 nt
Organism: Enhydra lutris kenyoni (northern sea otter)
Lineage: Eukaryota; Metazoa; Chordata; Mammalia; Carnivora; Mustelidae
Product: dual specificity phosphatase 23
Exons: 2
Coding region: 6-458 (150 amino acids)
Biological process (GO): cilium assembly; protein dephosphorylation
Molecular function (GO): protein tyrosine/serine/threonine phosphatase activity
Source: RefSeq, a predicted model, not a curated record
CAGCCAUGGGCGCGCAGCCGCCGAACUUCUCGUGGGUGCUCCCGGGCCGGCUAGCGGGGCUGGCGCUGCCGCGGCUCCCCGCGCACUACCAGUUCCUGCUGGACCAGGGCGUGCGGCACCUGGUGUCCCUGACGGAGCGCGGGCCCCCGCACGGCGACAGCUGCCCCGGCCUCACGCUGCACCGGCUGCGCAUCCCUGACUUCUGCCCGCCGGCCCCCGAGCAGAUCGACCGCUUCGUGCGCAUCGUGGACGAGGCCAGCGCGCGCGGCGAGGCCGUGGGGGUGCACUGCGCCCUGGGCUUCGGCCGCACUGGCACCAUGCUUGCCUGUUACCUGGUGAAGGAGCGGGGUCUGGCCGCGGGGGAUGCCAUCGCUGAAAUCCGGCGCCUCCGACCUGGCUCCAUCGAGACCUACGAGCAGGAGAAAGCCGUCUUCCAGUUCUACCAGCGGACUAAAUAAAGGGCCUCAGCUCCAGUCUGCGCCCCAGGCCCUGACCCCCGUGUUCAGGGGGCCGGAGACGCGGACAGGCCCUUGAAGCGUUCAGCCCUGCCGCUCCUGCUGGCCGGGGAGACGGGGAGACUGCGCAGCUGUUCCCUGCAGGCAGGUCCUGACUGAAGAGACAGGGGCAGCCACACUGGGGGACAGGGGGGCUCCCUCCUCUGCUUCCCUGAAUAAAUAACUUCUGAGAA